UCUCCGCGCGCGCCCGAGCCGCUGGCCGCCCGCGCAGCCUGACGCGGAACCGGGGCACAGAGGGAGCCUGUGCAGGGCGGGCGCGGGGCGGCGGCGGCUGCCGUCCAUGCGGCGGCGCUCGGGGCUGCCCGGAGCCUGGAACCACGCGGGGGCGAGGCGAGGCGGCCGCUGGCCGCACCGGAGCGCGGACAACCAGGAGUUGAACACCGUUCCCACCUGCGGAAAACUGGCCACAUCUCUGAGGAGCCCUUGCUUUCCCCUGGACCCCCAGCAUCAUGUUACCCCAUUUCAUGGGGUCUGUCAGUGUCCUGGGUUCCCUCCUGCUGCUUGGAUUCCAGCUCGUCUGCCCACAGCCCUCCACUGAACACAGAAAGGUCCCGCAGAGGAUGGCGGCGGUGGAGGGGACCCCCGAGGACGGCGGCGGCGGCGCCCCGGGCGUAUGGGGUGCCUGGGGUCCCUGGUCCGCCUGCUCGCGCAGCUGCAGCGGCGGCGUGAUGGAGCAGACGCGGCCCUGCCUGCCCGGCUCGUACCGCGCGCUCGGCCAACCGCGGCCCGGCGUCCCCGCGCGUGCCUUCGCGGGCCACGUGGUGUCCGCCGUCCGCACCUCCGUGCCGCUGCACCGGAGCCGCGAGGAGCAGCGCGCUCUCUCCGGCCUCGACUCCAGCCGCCAGGGCCCCGCCGUGCCGCGCGGCAGUCGGCACCCGCAGGCCCGGAGCCGGGAACGCACAGCGGAAAGAAGGAGCAAGAGCCGAAGUCCCAUCGGCCCUGGGAAGUAUGGUUAUGGUAAGGCCCCGUACAUCUUACCACUGCAGACAGACACUGGACACCCGCCGCAGAGGCUUCGGAGGCAGAGGCCCUCACCCCGGCAUUCUAGGUCCCAGGGGGCUGCCAGUCCUAGGCAUGUCUACAGCCCCUCGGCCAACUGGGCCCCACAGCAUGGGACUCUGUACCAAAGCGACAACAGCCCUCCUUCUGGACUGCAGCCCUCAGAGGCCUCCAUCUACCAGCUGCCUUUGACCCAUGACCAGGGCUUCCCUGCAGCCUCAAGUCUCUUCCACAGUCCAGAAAUGAGCAGCAGCCAUGGCGUGGGGGCCCACAGGACAGCUCAGAGCUUCUCCCAGCCUGCCCGAUCAGCAAUCUCAUGCAUCGGGGCCUACAGGCAGUACAAGCUGUGCAACACCAACGUUUGUCCGGAAAGCAGUCGCAGUAUCCGGGAGGUUCAGUGUGCAUCGUACAACAACAAGCCGUUCAUGGGCCGGUUUUAUGAAUGGGAACCAUUUGCAGAAGUAAAGGGCAAUCGGAAGUGUGAGUUGAACUGCCAGGCCAUGGGCUACCGCUUCUAUGUUCGGCAAGCUGAGAAGGUCAUCGAUGGCACCCCCUGUGACCAGAACGGCACGGCCAUCUGUGUGUCCGGGCAGUGCAAGAGUAUUGGCUGUGACGACUACCUAGGCUCUGACAAAGUGGUGGACAAGUGCGGGGUGUGUGGAGGCGAUAACACCGGCUGUCAGGUUGUGUCGGGUGUGUUUAAGCACGCCCUCACCAGCCUGGGUUACCACCGCGUAGUGGAGAUUCCCCAAGGAGCCACAAAAAUCAACAUCACCGAGAUGCACAAGAGCAACAACUAUUUGGCCUUGCGAAGUCGUUCUGGUCGCUCCAUCAUCAAUGGCAACUGGGCGAUUGACCGGCCUGGGAAAUACGAGGGCGGAGGGACGAUGUUUACCUACAAGCGUCCAAACGAGAUUUCAAGCACAGCAGGAGAGUCAUUUUUGGCCGAAGGUCCCACUAAUGAGAUCUUGGAUGUCUACAUGAUUCACCAGCAGCCUAAUCCAGGCGUCCACUACGAGUACGUGCUCAUGGGGGCCAACGCUAUCAGCCCACAGGUGCCGCCUCACAGGAGAGCAGGGGAGCUCUUCAAUGGCCAGCUGGUCCCAGAAGGCGGGAGCCAGGCAGCGGGGGCGGAGAACGCAAGGACUGAGGAGGAGGGCCUGCGGGAGGCACCCGCGAUCUUCACCUCGGAAUCGGCCCAGACCUUCCCAGUCAGGCAGCCAGACAGAUUUCCUCCCCACCGACCGGACAAUUCAGUGCCCCCGCGGCGAAGCCGGGAUCACAACUGGAAGCAGCUGGGGACGACCGAAUGCUCGACAUCCUGUGGGAGAGGAUCACAAUAUCCCGUUUUUCACUGUGUGAACAGAAACACCCACGAAGAGGUUCCUGAGAGCUACUGUGACCCCAGCAUGAAGCCGACCCCCGAGGAGGAGCCCUGCAACAUCUUCCCUUGCCCAGCCUUCUGGGACAUCGGGGAAUGGUCCGAGUGUAGCAAGACCUGUGGCCUGGGCAUGCAGCACCGCCAGGUCCUGUGCCGCCAGGUGUACGCCAACCGCAGCCUGACAGUGCAGCCCUACCGCUGCCAGCACCUGGAGAAGCCGGAGACCACCAGCACCUGCCAGCUCAAGAUCUGCAGCGAGUGGCAGAUCCGGACGGACUGGACCUCGUGCUCGGUGCCAUGUGGUGUGGGACAGAGGACCCGAGACGUGAAGUGUGUGAGCAACAUUGGGGACGUGGUGGAUGAUGAAGAAUGCAACAUGAAGCUCCGGCCGAAUGACAUCGAGAACUGCGACAUGGGACCCUGUGCCAAGAGCUGGUUCCUCACCGAGUGGAGUGAAAGGUGUUCGGCAGAGUGCGGGGCCGGAGUACGGACACGCUCAGUGGUGUGCAUGACGAACCACGUCAGCAGCCUGCCCCUGGAGGGCUGUGGGAACAACCGGCCAGCAGAGGCCACCGCUUGUGACAACGGGCCCUGCACGGGCAAGGUAGAGUGGUUUGCUGGAAGCUGGAGCCAGUGUUCCAUCGAGUGUGGGAGCGGAACACAACAGAGGGAGGUGAUUUGCGUUAGGAAGAACGCAGGCACCUUUGAAGUGCUGGACCCCUAUGAGUGUUCCUUCUUGGAGAAACCCCCCAGCCAGCAAUCCUGUCACCUCAAGCCUUGUGGGGCCAAAUGGUUUAACACCGAAUGGAGCAUGUGCUCCAAGAGCUGCCAGGGGGGCUUCCGGGUCCGGGAAGUACGAUGUUUAUCAGAUGACAUGACCCUAAGUAAUCUCUGUGACCCACAGUUGAAACCUGAAGAGAGAGAAUCUUGUAAUCCUCAGGACUGUGUCCCUGAAGUUGAUGAAAACUGCAAGGACAAGUACUACAACUGCAAUGUGGUGGUCCAAGCACGCCUCUGUGUCUACAACUACUACAAGACUGCCUGCUGUGCCUCUUGCACUCGUGUGGCCAACAGGCACCUGGGGUUCCUGGGGAGCAGAUAAUGCCCCCUGCACUGCUGUCAGGAGGGCAGCACCCACCUGCCUUUCCCAGGGCUGUAAGCAGUGUGACUGGCUGGCUGCUGCUCCAGCCAACUUAGUUGCCACCCCGCCUUCAGGAAAGGGUAACGUGGUACAAAGGAGGCUUGUACACAGGAUGUUCUAAAGCCACAGCUGGUCCUUUAAGCAUCACCAUGGUCUGAUGCCUUCUCCUUGGGACAAGACACCUGCUAAAGGUGCUCUUUGAAAACCCAGCAGCUCUCAGCCAAAUCCCGUCCUGGCACUUUCCAAAUCAGCAGUUGGACCUGUGUGAGCACUGCUCUGCCACGGUGCUCCUGGCCUUUCCAAAGUUAAAGCCCCCUGAGUUGUCAGGGGAGGCAGCACCCCACCCCAGAGCCCCACCGUGCCUUGCUGAGACGCAUGCAUCCCUCUGGUACCUCAGCCAGCUGUGCCUGUUUUCAUUCUCAAAGACAUUAGACUUCCUGCCUUAAGACAUGAUGUCUCACACUAAUAUUGUGCUUAAUUGUUUAGCAGGUGUACUCACAGACGUUAGCUCAUUAGCAGCUCACAGCAUCCCAAUCGGAGGCAAGAAAUGGGUCAUUUUCCCUCUUUUACUGACAAGGAAGCUGAGGCUCGACUUAGGUGACUGACCUGCCAGGUAAAUUCACCCAUCUGGUGAUAGAGCUGCUUCCCUACUGAACCCUCUGACCAAAGAGCCCAGAGAACUCCCCUCAUCUGCAGCACCUCAACCCCAGGGCUCCAGGCGGUGGACACAGCUUCCUUUCUGACCAUGAGGCUAAGUUUUCCAUUCAGCAAGCAAAGCCUAGGCCUUGGAGUCCUUUCCUCCCACCUAAGGUCAAGUCUUUAUAUCAAUUGUUCCAGCUGUUUCUAUUCUUAUCCCUUUCCCCACAAGAUUACAGAUCCUAGCUGGAGUGCUCUGCCGGUUUGUUAAUCCCUUCCCAGAAUUGUCCCAUGAGGAAAAACAAAGAAACAAACAAACAAAAAAACACCAUUGGGGUAACAGGGCAGUUGCCUGAAGUUCUGAUUUCAUUCCCAGGUGACAUUUUCCUCCCGUGGAAUGUACAUCAGGGUCCCCCAGGCCAGGGAGCCUUCCUAUCCUGGGGCAGAUUGAGAGUGCACAGCUCUGCUGUCGGGGCUCUCCUGCCAUCUUCUAGCCUCCCAUCCUGGUCUCUUCACCAGACAUUGCCCAGUGGAAAGUCUGACCCCAGCAAGAGCUCAAUGUCCAUAUCAAGAAAUUCUCCCUUUGGUCCCUCCGGUUUGAUUUAGGGCUCGCAUCCCUGUCCUCCCCAUGGCUCAGCCUCUAUCUCCCCUCCCAGACUCAGCAACCAAGAGAGCCCCUCCCCUCGUGACUGCAGGGGCACUUGUCUUCCCUGAUUUACGUCACCUCACUAAAUAGUUCCAGACAACUCAGAUCUGAAGGAGAGAUGUAGUGCACACCGAAAGGCAAACCAACUAAAAAAUUGGACACACACCCAUAUACAUAAUUCUGUCACCCAUUAAGAACAAUAUCAGGUUGAACAAAUUGUAAACUUACAGAAAUUUUAUUUAGCACCAUGGUCAUGGACAUUUUUUCCAUUUUAAAGCAAGCCUAGAUUCUUAGCAAAUGAGUUUUUCCCAUGAGCUCUUUAACAUGAAAAUCUGCUAGUGGAAUUUGAUGAUCGGUUGCAGUUUUAUGAAGCAGUAUCAGCGGCCCCAUCUGACAUACUCCAGUAGGCUCCCAUCAACAUUGGGCCUUCAGAAAUUCCAUUUGGUUUUCCUGUGUGUGUCUUCCAGCCCCUCUGCCUCAAAAGCCCCAGCCAUAGUUCCCAAGAGCGCCCCCCUUUCUCCGAUUCUCAUGUAACUCCAUGCAGAUAAGCAGCCUGGCAGAGGCCCAGGUUCCCAUGCAGACUGAGCAAAAAGAGAGCAGAGAAGAAAAGCAUCUCAGUGGCUUCUGUCCAGUGCCCACUGUUUCCAUCUCACUGCUUGCUUUUGCUUUUUGUCACAAGAGGAGUUUUUCCUUUAUGCAGCUGCUCUCAGAUCUUGCUGAAUGACCAACUAUUUGAAGGAUUACUGGGAAAAGGUUUUCUUCCCAUGCUGGAGGGCAGGAUCCAUUAGUGGAAGUAGCAGAAAGGCUGAUUUUAGCUCAAGAGCAGAGCAAAUGUUCUAGCCACCAAGGCUGUCCAACAGAGGUAUAAGAAGGAGCUCUCUGUCUCCUAAGGGACUUCUCUGCCUUGCAUCCUGGGCCCUUCCAACUCAGGAUUUCCCAUGACCGGGCUUGGCAGGGGCAGCUUUGUCUCUGUUACCUCUGAGUGUCCUGUGGCUCCUGAGUGUUGUCUAACACUUCUUUAGAUGGACAGUGGUUCUCCCCAUGAGAAUGGCCAUCCUGCCAGUUAUGGAACUGGGGAGGAACUUAUCUGCAUCAAUCUAAACCUAAGGGUCUUUGCUUUUCUUCAACAAACAGUUGGGCUAUUCUUAGAGUUCACUCAUCUCUGAAAAGGUUAUAAAUUACCAGGGAGUUUAAGAGAAUCUCACUUUUUUUGACUCUCUCCCUUCAGAUAUCCCUAUGCACCCCAUUAUUUCACCCCUCUCCUUUUAUCUGCUUUUUCCUUCUCAGACCCUUUGAUGGUCCCUUAACUGCCCAUGAUGUGGAAUUCAAAUUUAUGUUUUAAUACUGUCCCCCCACCCAUCCAUGUACUGGAUUGUCUUUUUCCCUCCUCUUAAUUUUAAAAUAAGAGGAAUUAAAACUGUUUUUCUCACAAAAAUCACCAAAGCUCUGAUCAAAAAUAAUUGCUUUUUUACUUAUUGGAAAGAAAAAUUGUAGCCCUUGCAGCAUCAGCUUUAAUACAGUCCAUCCUUCCCAUCCUCACAUUUACUUCCAUUUCUCCUCAUAGAAAAGGAAUAGACUAAAAAUAUGGUCUGGAAAGUACUUGGCCCAGCCACUAGAGGGAGUCAGUUCUGUUCAGUAAAGGUGGGUUCGGAGCCCGCUGUCUGCAAGCUCGUCGGGGAACCAAGAGAGCAGAGCCUGAUUCCCACCCUCAGGCACUACAGCAGGACAGGAGCUCUCAGAGCUGUCCGUGUCCAUCCCGUGCCUUACUGCUCUGGUUCAGGGUUGUUUGUAUUUUGGUUUUUCCUCUCAAAACGUUUAGAAUUCAUGCCUUUAGAAUCCUUUAAAAGAGUGGCUUUACCACAAGAAUGAAAAAUGGGAAGCGCUGGUUUAACUUAUGUUCAACUGGUGUAACAGAGAAAUCCAGGUAUUACUAAUACCUUUUCAAACCAGUGUCUUUAAGUAUAUGUAUAGCCAAUUUAGAGUUUGAAAUCAGUUUUCUAAUGUGCAAGAAGAUAUAACUGUAAGUGGUAAAGAAACAUGACUUCCCUUAAAACAGGCUGAAUAAUCAAACCUGAAGGAAUCUAGUCUGACAGUUGGAGGCCAAAAUUUGAUCCUUGCCAUGUAAAACAUUUUAAAGUGGCUUGGAUAGGCAAUAGAUGCCUUACUGAUGAAAUCUGUGGAUGACAUGAAGCUGUAGAGCUAAUGGCUUGGAUGACAAGAUUCUGAUUCCAAAAAGUUCUGGGAGAUAGAGCAAACCCUGGAUCUUAGAAAUUCAUUGGAAACAACAUAAAGGUCCUAUCUUUGGAUUAAAAGACAAAAUGAGACAAACUAUGCAAGGACAAGGUGGGGAAGAUGUGUCAGUUAACUAAGCUUGAUAUAAGUCAAGAAAGUUGGAUGGAACCACCAAAAAAAAAAAAAAAAACACUAAACCAUGAAUUCAGAUUCAG
Molecule: messenger RNA, 7076 nt
Organism: Choloepus didactylus (southern two-toed sloth)
Lineage: Eukaryota; Metazoa; Chordata; Mammalia; Pilosa; Megalonychidae
Gene: THSD4
Product: thrombospondin type 1 domain containing 4
Exons: 18
Coding region: 276-3308 (1010 amino acids)
Biological process (GO): extracellular matrix organization
Cellular component (GO): extracellular matrix
Molecular function (GO): metalloendopeptidase activity
Source: RefSeq, a predicted model, not a curated record